UAUCGAUUUUUAUUUUAGAAUUUUUAUUCUUUCUUUUUGGAUAUUAUUAUAGACACUUUAAUAGACCUUUAUAAACCAAUCUACUACAAUGCAAUUCAAAUCCGUCAUCAUCGCUUUAACUGCUGUCUCUGCUGUUUCUGCCGCUAACGCCACCAACGGUACUAAUGCUACUAACGGUUCUACUUCUGGUGCUGCUGCUGGUUCUAACCAAUUAGCCUCUGCUGCUUUAGUCGGUGCUGCUGCUGCUGCUGGUGUUGCUUUAUUAUUCUAAGUUUAUUAAUUAAUUAAUUAAGUCAAUCAUAUAAUAAUAAAUCAUAAUACAAAAAUCAUUAAAAAAUCAGAAUCAUUCUUGACUUUAAUGUCUUGAUAAUCCACUUUCAUAUAUACAAAUGGCUUUUGCCAGUCUAACCUAUCCAAUUCAUGAUUGGUUAAAUUGUAGUGCUGACUAGUCAGUAUCUCAAUUUGACUUUAUUUGCACACCAAAAUGCACACAGUUCAAUCUUUGUUAAUAUUACUUUUUACUUUUAACUAUAAUAUAUUAAUUUAAUCUUCUUUUUCAAUAUAUUAUACUAUAUUAUAUUCUAUUUAAUUUUUAUUUUAUAUAUAAUCUAACAAUUUAUAUUUAAUAAACAACAAAUCCGACUAAUAA
Messenger RNA from Scheffersomyces amazonensis, 649 nucleotides. RefSeq lists its product as uncharacterized. Bases 89 to 271 code for a protein of 60 amino acids. The transcript has a single exon. The record is from RefSeq and is a predicted model, not a curated record. Lineage: Eukaryota; Fungi; Ascomycota; Pichiomycetes; Serinales; Debaryomycetaceae.